This is a messenger RNA of Lates calcarifer (barramundi perch), 3852 nucleotides long. RefSeq names its product G protein-coupled receptor, class C, group 6, member A (gene gprc6a). The transcript is spliced from 6 exons. Lineage: Eukaryota; Metazoa; Chordata; Actinopteri; Centropomidae. The coding region runs from base 216 to 2990 and encodes 924 amino acids. Gene Ontology annotation, biological process: G protein-coupled receptor signaling pathway. The record is from RefSeq and is a predicted model, not a curated record. Gene Ontology annotation, cellular component: membrane. Gene Ontology annotation, molecular function: G protein-coupled receptor activity.
AGAGCUACUUCUGCAGAACAGUGACUCACCUGCUGACAGUCAUGAAGAAGUGGGCAGGGCUGCAGGGCAGAAUAUGAGAACAGUGAAGGAGGAGGCCAAGAGAGAAUUUUCUUUUGGCCCCCUGGAGAUGUUUAAAGAGGAGAGUAUCACUCUGCCGGAGGUGAAACACUGCAGAGAGGCUGGUGAGAGGGGGGAAGAGAGCUGAGAGACUGAACAUGGAGGACAGGGAUAUGGCCUGGGUUGCUCUCGGACUCUCUUUUCACAUCACCCUUUUUCUUACUAUUCUGAAAACAGGAUGUGCCACUGAAAAUGAUGGCAUAAUGCUGGGAGCUACAGCCCCAGGAGAUUUCAUCAUUGGAGGAAUCUUUCCCAUUCAUGAAGAUGUAGCCAAGAAGUAUGACUCCUUUGCACCUCAGCCACAGCCGUGUGUCAGGUUUGAAGACAGGCGCCUGACAAUGGCUCUGGCCAUGAUCAACACCAUGGAGGUCAUGAAUAAGUCCCCUCUACUGACUGCAAUCAACAUCACUCUAGGUUACCGGAUCCUGGACUCCUGUUCUGAUGUCAGCACAGCUCUGAGAGCCACCGCGGAUUUCAUGCAGCAGACCUACUGUCACACAGGAAGCAGCGCCCCCACCUGCAGCCCACCUGUCAUGGCUGUUAUAGGCGACUCUUACUCUGAUACAUCCAUUGCCAUCGCCAGGCAGCUGACACUCAAGAUGAUUCCUCAGAUCAGUUACUCAUCAACUGCUGUCACUCUGAGUGAUAAGGCCCGUUUUCCUGCCUUUCUGAGGACCAUUCCUAAUGACAGGCAUCAGAUAGCUGCCAUGGUCAGUCUGCUCAGCACCUACAGCUGGAACUGGGUGGGAAUAGUUAUCACAGAUGGAGAUUAUGGCCGAUCAGCUCUUGACCACUUUGUUUCCCAGGCUGCUGAAAAGGGAAUCUGUGUGGCUUUCAAAAUAAUUCUACCUCAGUCUGUGACCAAUGAGGAUGUCUGCUCUGUGAUCACACAAACUGCCAAAACCAUCCGCAAGAAUCCUAAGGUACAGGUCAUUGUGUCAUUUGCCAAGGCAACUCACAUGAAGCACCUUUACCAGGAGCUGAAGAAUCAGACGCUGAGAGCAGGAGAGAGCAUGGAGUCCAUGAGAAGAGUCUGGGUCGCCAGUGACAGCUGGUCCUCCUCCAGCUCUGUGAAAGGAAACUUAACUCUGAAAGACAUGGGACACAUUGUGGGAUUCACCUUCAAAAGUGGGAACUUGUCGUCAUUCCUUGAGUACCUGAACAGGCUGGAGGCAGGUGGACAUGAAUACACGGGGAACAACUACUUUCUGCAGGAGUUCUUCAGGCUGCUAAAUACCAGUAAAGGUUUUGGGGACACUGAGUUGGUGUCUGAAGGUGUGAACAGGCUCAGGGAACAAUCUCAUGCUGACACUGUCUUCAGUGUUGAGAUGGCUGUGAGUGCCAUUGCUCAGGCUGUGGCAUCGAUCUGCAGGAGCAGAGACUGUAAAACACCAGACACAGUGCAACCCUGGGAGGUGCUGACGGUUCUGAGGAAGCAGGAAUUUAAACUCAGAGGAAAGAGUUAUAAGUUUGACAGCAAUGGAGACAUCAACCUGGGCUACGAUGUGAUGAUGUGGAGGUCAGAUGGAGAGAACAUCCACAUCAGUGAUGUUGUUGCUGAGUACGACCCACACACCAACACCUUCACCCACCCCAACCGGAGCACCACCCAACAGUUCCUGGACCUGAAGAACAUCAUCUCAAAAUGCUCUAACAGCUGUGUCCCUGGAGAGUUCAAGAAAACAGCUGAGGGUCAACACACCUGUUGUUACGAGUGCAUUAACUGUACUGAGAACUACUACUCUAAUAAGACAGAUAUGGACCAGUGUCUGAGCUGCGACACAGCCGCAGAGUGGUCUGCUGAAGGCAGCUCCAGCUGCACCCCCAAAACCCUGCUUUUCUUCUCCUGGCAGGACGGCUUUGCUGUGGUGCUCCUGACCUUCUCCGCCCUGGGCAUUGUCCUGGUUCUGAUGGUGUCAGCUCUGUUUUUACAUCAGCGUGACACUCCUGUAGUGAAGGCUGCCGGGGGGCCGCUGUGCCAGGCCAUCCUCUUCUCUCUGGUCAUCAGUUACAUCAGUGCCAUGCUAUUCGUGGGCCGGCCCAACAGUUUCCAGUGUAAGGCUCGACAGGUGCUCUUUGGCAUCAGUUUCACUCUGUGUGUCUCCUGCAUCCUAGUCAAGACCCUGCAGAUCCUGCUGGCUUUCCAGUUCAACCCUGAGCUACAGGAGGUUCUGCAGAGACUCUUCCAGCCUUAUGUCAUCGUCAGCAUCUGUGUGGCCUUGCAGGUAGUUACCUGCAUCUGCUGGCUAGUCCUCAAAAGCCCAUUUAAUCAAACCAUCAGGCACCCAACCACUCUGCUGGAGGACUGUCACGAGGGCUCAUACUUGGCCUUUGGGGUGAUGUUGGGUUACAUAGCUGUCCUAGCUUUUGUGUGUUUCAUCUGUGCCUUCAAAGGACGCAAACUUCCAGAGCACUACAAUGAAACAAAGUUCAUCACCUUCAGCAUGCUGCUCUACCUCAUCUCCUGGAUGCUCUUUGUUCCCAUCUACGUCACCACUACAGGAGUCUACCUGUCCGCUGUAGAGAUGGUGGUCAUCCUCAUCUCCAACUAUGGCAUCCUCAGUUGUCAUUUCUUCCCAAAGUGUUAUAUAAUCCUUUUUAAGAAGGAACAAAACACCAAGACUGCUUUCAGGAAAAAUCUGUAUGAAUAUUCAAACAAAGUGACAGAGUCUGUCUCUGUGUCUGGGAGUUCACUGUCAGAGCGACAGUCCAGCGGUCAGCACUUCAACAUCAGUGCUUUGUCGCUCUCUGUACCUGCAGAUGAUCAUCUCAAACCUGCUGAGGAGACAAACUGCAGAGACACAACCAGCUGCACGGGUUUACACAGAGGUUCAGUGACACAACGCUGCCUCAGGAGAAGCACCAGCAUAUAACUGUCAUUAUUUAUAAGGAACUCUGUGUUUCUAAAGAUUCCAUUUUAUCUGGCUGCCCUGGCUUCAGUAAAGAUGGUAGAAGUGAGGGAGUAGCUGUGGUUUUAGAGGAACUGAGUUGCUGCCAUGUUGGCAUAGUGAGGUGAGGGGCGUCCAGCAUCAAUCAUCUGUGUGUGAUGGUGAGAGAAAACAAGGUUGAGAAACUCAGACACUGUGAGAAUGCUGUGUGAGGACAUUUAGGAAUGUGGAAGAACUAACAAAUUUCUAGACACAUAGUCAGUGCUUGAUUUCAUGAAUACCUGCUCAUGAAGUCAGGCUGCCUAACACUGUCACUUUUAAAGGAUUAGUAUGAAUAAGUUUAUAGUGUCUAACCUUGGAGAAAUGUGAUUCAUAGACCUCUGAAAUGCCUUCUCUUCCUCCAGCCUGACACCAUGAUGGUCAAUGGGACCUUUUUGUGCUGCCUAAAUCAUUACCACAUUACACAAAAGUAACAUGGAUAAGUACAUUUCAGAGUGAAAGUUAAGUUGUAAGGGAUGAACCUUAUGUCAAUAUUAAAAUGCAAGACUGUCAACAAUAGAAACCAAACCCUUUUUCAAUAACACUAAAUAUGGUAUAACUCAAAAAAAAGAAAAAAAAGAGACCCAAACUAUUUAAAGAGCUUUAUUCAUUAUAAAAUUUUAAUAUGAACAGAUAAAUUAACAUUUGUAGAUAUUACUGUAAACAAUAAAAAUGUGGUUCCUGUUUUGAUUUUUUUGUUUUUUGUUUUCCAGUUACAGGGUUUAAACAAGAUUAAUUUCUGAGAGAAGAAAUUACACAUUUUCAUGUUUUUUUUAAAAAAAGCAAUAAAAUACACACCUCAAUUCAA